Phytophthora nicotianae INRA-310 is the source of this 1131-nucleotide messenger RNA. RefSeq lists its product as hypothetical. The record is from RefSeq and is a predicted model, not a curated record. The transcript has 2 exons. The coding region runs from base 69 to 992 and encodes 307 amino acids. Lineage: Eukaryota; Oomycota; Peronosporomycetes; Peronosporales; Peronosporaceae.
CCAUCAGACCCGAGUGCUUUGAACGAGCGGUGGUGAGACGAACAGAUCACAAGUAUUUCGAGCAAGAAAUGCACAACCAUCUGCUACGUGAAGCUGUGCGCAACCAGCACUUCCAGCUCUUCAGUGCUCAGUCAGCACUGUCGGAACUCGCGUACUCGAUACAACAGGAUCAGUGCCCCAUCAACACCUUCAUCCAUCUCGGCUGUGAUAUCCAGCAACGCCGCUCAGUGUUGGAAAGUAUGAAGACUCAAAAACUACGAGAUGCCAAGCAGCUCAUGGACAAACGCAUACAAUUUUUGAGAGACCCAGCCGAGCAACGUCGCGAGACCGCCCAGUUCCCUACAGACUCGGGAUCUCUUUGCUCGGUGGUGUUUGACGUGACUCCACUUGACUCCGGAGUGGAAGUCAAGGACAUUGAACACGCCUAUCGAGCUGCUUGUGCAUACUCCAAGCGUAUGGGCACGAUGGUGCCUCCCUACACUGGCGAUGACUCGGGUGUAGUGCACAGUCGCCUCCAAGUGGACACAUCGCCGGAUCUGCCCACGGAAUCGAAUUUUGUGGUUUUUUCGGAACUGCAAGUUCCGAAUUUCGGAUCACAGUCCGAACCCAGUGAAGAGCGACAUAGUGAACCUCUUGGGUUGCUGGUAAUUGACUCAGUGGAUGAAGACGAGUUGCAUCCCUUUCGACCGGAUGAAUUCUUGAGAGAAGAUGUCAACGCAGUGAUCACGAUUUCGAGAGGAUCUCGUCGUAAUCAUAGCGGGACUCAAGGCAACGACAAACGCGUACCGUGUCUCGUAAUGACCCGCUGGGUGUUGCUAACAUUGCGACCGGAUCAAAAUGGGGUCGCCUCGACGAAUGCAAUGGAUUUCCUGCUUCAGACGUCCAUCAAUAUGGGCAACGAUAUGCUUCACGCUAUCCAAGAAGCAGCAUCGUCAAAAUGUGUCAACCAUAAACCCUGGAACAUCACGCGUUGUUCCGAAGGAUCAAAGUAGGAUUAGUAGAAAAAUUGUAAUUUGCGCAAGUAGUGUCAUAUUCCAGUCCAUCUUGGAGUCGAAUGGUUAAUAUCUUCUGAUCGGAGGGAGACCUCCAAAUGAGGGCGGCGGUGCUACUGGGAGUAUCGCCAUCGGUGGU